This is a messenger RNA of Racocetra persica, 308 nucleotides long. The record is from the annotation of a GenBank genome assembly. NCBI's taxonomy places the organism in Eukaryota, Fungi, Glomeromycota, Glomeromycetes, Diversisporales, Gigasporaceae.
ACAUUCUAAAAAAUAUUAAAAAUGACAAACAACUUCUCGCUAGUAUUAAAUUUUUUAAAAAAGAAUAUGAAAAGACAAAAUCUUUAUCACAAGGAAAGUUGAUUUCUUAUCUCUACCAACAGAAAUCCUUAUCAUAUUCAGAAUCGCUUAGAAGUGGAGUAAAAAUUAAGGUGCAACCAGCAUCAAUUCAACAAAGAAAACAAAAAGAAAAUGUUGAUCUUUCUAAAAUGAAAGCACAGAAAAAAAAAAAAGCUGCAGUGAAACCACAUAGUCUGAAGAAAAAUAUUUCAGACAACAAACCAAAUUAA